AUGAUGGAGCCUGCUGAACUUCCUGAAAGUGUCAGUGCUAUUGAUACUUUCUUGAAAAAGCUUCAAGCUUAUCUCGACAAGCAGAAGGAUAUGGUCCUCAAAGAGGAAUGCAUAGCCUCCUUCGAUGAUUUUCCGAGGAUACUAAAUUCAGAUAAAAACGAGAAAUGGAGAUCCAGACUGCGUUCCGCAAUCUUGCUCGAGUCACUCGAUGUGAUUGGCAUGAACGCUGCUCUCAGAGAAGAGUUAUUAGAGGUUACGAUGGCUAUUGCGAAAAUCGAUGUCGAAAGUCCCAAUACCAGCCUUACUUUCAAACGAGACUAUGAGAUCGUAAACCAUUAUUUUCAAAAAUUACGAUCACAGUUGAACUAUCUGAAUAACCGAACGAUGAGUACGGACAUACCUCAGAUGUCGUUCGAAGAAGUUCAAGCUUUAGAACGUUUCAGAAACGAUUUGAUAGUUUCUCAGUGA
Molecule: messenger RNA, 468 nt
Organism: Auanema sp. JU1783
Lineage: Eukaryota; Metazoa; Nematoda; Chromadorea; Rhabditida; Rhabditidae
Source: the annotation of a GenBank genome assembly